UUAUUCUGAAAAGGGAAGGCGGAAAAGGAGCUGUUCUGACCUCAAUGUUUUGAGGUUUUAUUGCCCAGUGCUGCUUUUUUCUGGAAGUUUGCGAUUGUGUUUUUAAACCAGAAUGUUGAAAAGUGACAACGUGCGGGAAAAUGUGAAGAAGUACUAUGGCUGUCGCCUGGAGUCUUCCUGUGACUUGCAAACUAGUGCUACUUCCUGCAGUUUGGCCUGCAGCACCCUGCCAAGGAGUUUAACUGAGGCCCUAAGUCUGAUUCACCCUGACGUCAUCAAAAGAUUCUUCGGAUGCGGCCUUCCGUUUCCAGCGAAGCUUGAGGGCUGCAGAGUUCUGGACCUUGGUAGUGGAUCGGGACGAGAUUGUUUUGCAUUCAGCAAACUUGUUGGGCCGAGUGGACACGUGACGGGCAUCGAUAUGACUGAGCAGCUGAUCACAGCAUCCUGCCAGUUUGUCGAGUAUCAUCAAAAGAAGUUCGGCUACGAGGAGCCCAAUGUCUCAUUUGUCCAGGGAUACAUGGAAAAGCUCUGUGAAGCAGGGAUACAGAGAGAUUCGAUGGACAUUUUGAUCUCCAACUGUGUGAUUUGUCUCUGUCCUGAUAAAAGAGCAGUGCUACAACAAGCCUACGAUGUUCUGAAGGACGGAGGGGAGCUGUACUUCAGUGACAUGUAUGCCAGCAGUGUCGUUCCAGACCACAUGAAGCAGGAUCCAGUUCUGUGGGGUGAGGGAAUGGGUGGCUCUCUGUUCUGGAAAGAUCUCAUCUCGCUGGCCCACAGUGUGGGCUUCAGCACUCCACGUCUGGUCUCAGCAAGCCAUAUUGAGGUCCACAACAUCCAACUCAAGGAAAAAGCAGGUGACAUCAAGUAUGCUUCAGGCACCUACCGGCUCUUUAAGUUGCCGCAGCAACCAGGGAGGUCAGGUGCUGCUGUGAUCUACAAGGGAACCAUUCCCGACUUCCCAGAUCAGCUGGACUUUGAUUCCUCGCACUGUUUCAAGAAAGAUGUGGAAGUGGAGGUAGACGCAGAGAUGACAGCAAUUAUCCAGCUUUCCAGAUUCUGUUCGGAUUUUACAGUCAGGAUGUUGGAUGAACAUAAGUCUGAUUCUGAGCCAACACCACAGUGCUGUCACCUCAACCCAUUCCUGCUGGCUGACCGAUGGGGGUCCUCCAUGAAGCAGUGCUCCAAAACAUCCAGAUAAAACAUACAGGCAGCUGCAACCUGCUGAGAAGAAAAUACUACACGCGUUUAAUUUUAUUUUAACAAUUCAUGUAAUUUUAUUUGUGCCAACAAGUACUAAUGUCUGUGAAGGAAUGAAUGAAGGAAUUAUAUUUAGUUGGGUUUGAGUUUGCUAACUGGCUACAAAACGUCACAUUAAUACAUUGCAUAGAUGGGGAAAACUAAAAUAAAUAACAUUUAUAAAUUGUAAUAGAUUUUGUAACAGUGAGUGAUCAGAGCGAUACUGUGAAGAGAAAAUUAGUUCUGACAGCUAUGAAGAAAAAAUAAAGGCAUAGUAAUACUUAAAA
Molecule: messenger RNA, 1523 nt
Organism: Xiphophorus couchianus (Monterrey platyfish)
Lineage: Eukaryota; Metazoa; Chordata; Actinopteri; Cyprinodontiformes; Poeciliidae
Product: arsenite methyltransferase
Exons: 10
Coding region: 113-1198 (361 amino acids)
Biological process (GO): arsonoacetate metabolic process; toxin metabolic process
Cellular component (GO): cytosol
Molecular function (GO): arsenite methyltransferase activity
Source: RefSeq, a predicted model, not a curated record